This is a messenger RNA of Glycine soja, 427 nucleotides long. RefSeq lists its product as uncharacterized. The transcript has 3 exons. NCBI's taxonomy places the organism in Eukaryota, Viridiplantae, Streptophyta, Magnoliopsida, Fabales, Fabaceae. The record is from RefSeq and is a predicted model, not a curated record. Bases 86 to 427 code for a protein of 113 amino acids.
GCGGUGGAGACAGUUUAAGUCUGAUUUGACGUCAAAAUGGGCACUUGCAGCUGACAAGGAUAGUGUUGAUGACACUGUAUGCAAAAUGUACGGCAUUAGCAAGGAGAAAUGGACCCAAUUUUGCCAGAGCCGUAGAGACCCUUCAUGGGAGAAUGUUCGAAAAAAAGCACAAGCUGUCCAAAAACAAAACACUGCCCCUCACGUGAUGUCUCGUGGGGGUUAUGAAUAUUUAGAAAAAAAGUUGAUGGAUGAGAAGAGAAAGAAAAAACUAGAGGAAGCAACUCAAUCCGGAAGCACUGACACCGUCAUUGAUCCUCCAUCUCCCAUCAAACGACACGUGAAGUGGAAGCUAGCCCGCACCAAGAAAACUGGUGACAUGACAUCUGAAGCAGCAAAGGAAAUUGCUGACAAGAUUAGUACUUACUAA